AACCGGUCCCCGCUGUCCAGUCUGUUAAAAUACAUUAAUUUCACCCUACCCCAAAGAGUAGCUGUAGACUCGCGCAAUCAUGUCUGCCAGCCAUAUCGCUGCCAACAGAAACAGCACCCCCGAGGGGUCCAGCUCGCUCCGCCCUCCCGCAGCCCGUACUUCGCUCGGCGCCGGUCACCAUCUUCGCGCUUCUGCUGACAUGGGCGGCUUCUCCUCUCCUCUGGCCAACCGCGGCAUUCGCCCCGCCUCGGAAAUCUACUUUGGCCGCAAUGCCACACAGUCCGGGAAUCCCGACGAGAUGGAGCGUGCCGCUCAGCAGUGGUUGGCCGACAUCGACCAGUAUGAGACGACCCUCGAGGAGAUGGCCACGGCCACGCUCGACCAGGACUUCAAGGACGAACUGAGCGCCAUUGAGCAGUGGUUCCGCGUUCUCAGCGAGGCCGAGCGAACUGCCGCCCUCUAUGCUCUACUCCAGCAAACCACUCAGGUGCAGAUUCGAUUCUUCAUCCAGGUCCUACAGCAAAUGUCCAAGAGCCUCCCCAUGUCUGGCGUGCUUUCUCCUGCCAACUUUGGAGAAAAAGACCCCAUGACGCAAAAGUUGAGCGACGCCAUGAGCAAGCUCAGCACGGGCGAGAACCGCCACUCGAUGGGCCUCGGCCGUCCCCCACCAUCACCAGGUGCUGCAAAACGCAACUCUGGUCUGGAUACAUCGACCAUCAAUCGCAUGUUCCCCGAUGCCGCAGCCGCUAUUGCCAAGCAGAAGGCAGAGUUCACAGACGUUGUCGGCGUCGCCCCGGCAUCGAACCGCAACAGCACUGUUGGCGACCGCAGCUCUUUGGUUGCACCGACCAUUUCUGGCCCCGACGAGAGCAACAAGAGGGAGAACAACGCACCCCCGGCCUCGCCAUGGAACGAGGCACAAAAUCGCCCAAAGUCAUCUGGCCAGCAGCAGCAUCAAGCCAUGGGCCAAUUCACCGCGCCACCGCCGUCUGCCGGACUUCGCUCUCCGCGCCUUCCGCUUCAAAGUGAUAGUAGCAAUGUGCAGACGACGACAUUGAAUGCUUUGGAGGCAAACUCCACCAACAUGCCAAUGCUUUCGCCUUCCUAUGCCCCCGGUGGAAGCUGGGCAUCUCAGCUCAGCACCCCCAUGGUCGCAAAUUUCAAUCAACCUAACAAUCAAGCUGACAUGGUUGCCAACGCUACCGCCAUGAAGCUGGCUGCUCUGUCUACUGUGAACAAUCGUAUUCAAUUGGACGACGUUCGAAAAUACCGCCGCGCUCGUUCUUCCGAUAACGGUCCUCUAUCCCCAGGUCUACCCCACAUGGGCAACACCAACAUCCUCAUGACCAAUGAGCUUGGCCAGGUCUUGACUCCGCAGCAGGCGGCUACUCUCCAGGCGCAGCAGCUGGCUGCCAUGGCCAGCGGCCGAUCUCGUCCAAGCUCUCCCGGAUUUGCCUUGCAAGGGCAGGGCAUGGGUGUUAUGGGCAACUUCGCCUCACCCCAGGCCAAUGGCUUCUUGAGUGCCGACUAUGGAGGUUCUGGUCUUAUGAAUAAUGGAAUGGGCACUCUGAACCUCAGCCAGUUCGGCAUGGGCAUGGGCAACGACAGCCAUGGCUUCCAUGGCGACCAAAUUGACCGCGGUCGAUCUCCUCGUGGCCGGCGCGGUAGCUCGAAGCCCCCGGAGGAUCCUACCGAUCCCAGCUUGCUUCAGGAUAUUCCCAACUGGCUUCGGAGUCUCCGUCUGCACAAGUAUACCGACAAUCUCAAAGACCUCAAGUGGCAAGAGCUUGUUGAGCUAGAUGAUGACGGUUUGGAGAAGCGCGGAGUGAAUGCUCUCGGUGCACGAAGGAAGAUGUUGAAAGUCUUCGAGCAGGUCAAGGAGGCCAAAGAUGUCGGCAAACUACGAUAGACUCCUACAUUGCCGUCAUGUUGUCCAAAAUGUGGGAAUGAUAUUUCUCUCCACAAUAUAGAUAUACGAUGGAAGAGCGACACUCACCAGCUGGUUACGGACGCCAUCUGUCCGUCAGGUCUGGUGCGCAAAUGAUUUUCAUGUCUU
Molecule: messenger RNA, 2056 nt
Organism: Cucurbitaria berberidis CBS 394.84
Lineage: Eukaryota; Fungi; Ascomycota; Dothideomycetes; Pleosporales; Cucurbitariaceae
Exons: 4
Coding region: 80-1909 (609 amino acids)
Biological process (GO): regulation of mRNA stability; nuclear-transcribed mRNA poly(A) tail shortening
Cellular component (GO): P-body
Molecular function (GO): translation repressor activity; protein binding; mRNA binding
Source: RefSeq, a predicted model, not a curated record